AUGGAUAAAUUAUUAUCAUCAAUAAAGAAAAAACGUAAUGAACUUCAAGAAUUAAAAGGUGAUAAAAAAUGGUUAAAAAGAUCAGAUGAAUUUGAAAAAAGGAAAUUAGAAGUACAAGAACAAAUUAAUAAACAAAAUCAAAUUAAAAAAAAAUUAAUUGAUAAUAAUUUCAAAAAGAUUGAAGAAUUUUAUGAAACUAAUGAAAAUAUAAAUAUAAAUAAUAAAAUAAAAGAUAUACCAAUAGAAGAAAUUAUAAAAAGAUUACGUAAAUUAAGACAACCAAUUUUAUAUUUUGGUGAAACACAUAAUCAAAGAUGUAAAAGAUUAUUUGAACAAGAAAGUGAUAUAGUUGAUUUAGAAUCAAAUCAAAAUAUAUAUGUCGAUACUAUUAUGGGAAGGAAUAAUUAUUUAAUUUCAAAAUAUAUUAAUAAAAAUCAAUUACAAAUUGAUUUUUUUAAUGAUUUUACUGGUUUAAAAGAAGAUACUAAACAUUACAAUACACAUUUUGCUGCUCCUCGAAAGGGAGCUAAAAAUACACUUUUACUACUACCGGAAAGGGAGCUAAUUCUACCCUUAUGGAAUGUACCCCUGGAAAGGGAGCUAAUUUUACAGCCACGGAAUGUACUACUACUAAUAGUACUAUUAUUGAAGAAAAUACUAGUACCAAAAUUGCUGCACCUAAAGUACCUACUGGACCUUUUGGUACUAGGUUCGAAUCCCACUCCAGUACUACUAAUAUUAAGAGUACUAAUAGUACUAUUACCCGUGGACCAGUCACCAAUAUAUAAAUGGAUAAGUAUGAAAUUGAAUGAAAUGGAAGAAGAAAUGAUGAAGAAGAAAUUGGAAUUAAUAAAAGAAGGAAAAGAAUUUGAAAUAAAGAAAAAUGAAGCGACAUUAGUCCAGACGAAAAAAGAUAUAAAACCAUUAUUAAAAUUAAUAAAAUUAAAUAAAUUGGAUGAAGAGAUUUUAGAGAAAAUGUAUAAUAUAAUUAUAUCAUGUGAUGAAGGAAAUUAUAAAAAAGCAUAUGAUAUUUAUAUGUUAUUAGCUAUAGGUAAUGCAGCAUGGCCUAUGGGUGUAACAAUGGUUGGAAUACAUGAACGUGCUGGAAGAUCUAAAAUCUAUACAUCUGAAGUCGCACAUAUACUUAAUGAUGAAACUACUAGAAAAUAUAUACAAAUGUUCAAAAGACUUAUUACAUUCUCACAAAACAAAUUUUUAAAUCAAAAUAAUUAA
Theileria annulata is the source of this 1233-nucleotide messenger RNA. RefSeq names its product pre-mRNA splicing protein (Prp18). The record is from RefSeq and is a predicted model, not a curated record. The transcript is spliced from 9 exons. Gene Ontology annotation, biological process: RNA splicing; generation of catalytic spliceosome for second transesterification step. Gene Ontology annotation, cellular component: U5 snRNP; U2-type post-spliceosomal complex; U4/U6 x U5 tri-snRNP complex. Lineage: Eukaryota; Apicomplexa; Aconoidasida; Piroplasmida; Theileriidae. Bases 1 to 1233 code for a protein of 410 amino acids.